Grammomys surdaster is the source of this 4324-nucleotide messenger RNA. RefSeq names its product inversin (gene Invs). NCBI's taxonomy places the organism in Eukaryota, Metazoa, Chordata, Mammalia, Rodentia, Muridae. The coding region runs from base 358 to 2067 and encodes 569 amino acids. Gene Ontology annotation, molecular function: protein binding. Gene Ontology annotation, biological process: protein localization to ciliary inversin compartment. Gene Ontology annotation, cellular component: ciliary inversin compartment. The record is from RefSeq and is a predicted model, not a curated record. The transcript is spliced from 11 exons.
GCCCCAACUGAGUCUUUAUUGAACUGGCAAGACUAUGAGGGUCGAACACCUCUGCACUUCGCAGUUGCUGAUGGAAACCUAACGGUGGUGGAUGUCUUGACCUCCUAUGAAAGCUGCAACAUAACCUCUUACGAUAACUUAUUUCGAACCCCACUUCACUGGGCAGCCUUACUAGGCCAUGCGCAGAUUGUCCAUCUACUUCUAGAAAGAAACAAAUCUGGAACGAUCCCUUCAGACAGCCAAGGAGCAACACCCUUGCACUAUGCAGCUCAGAGUAACUUUGCUGAAACAGUUCAAGUGUUCUUAAAGCAUCCUUCAGUGAAGGAUGAUUCUGAUCUGGAAGGAAGAACAUCGUUCAUGUGGGCAGCAGGAAAAGGCAGUGACGAUGUGCUCAGGACUAUGCUGAGUUUAAAAUCAGACAUCGACAUUAACAUGGCCGACAAGUACGGAGGCACAGCUUUACACGCUGCUGCCCUUUCUGGCCACGUCAGCACCGUGAAGUUGUUAUUGGACAAUGAUGCUCAAGUAGAUGCUACUGACGUCAUGAAACAUACUCCACUGUUCCGAGCCUGUGAGAUGGGACACAGAGAUGUGAUUCAGACGCUUAUUAAAGGCGGAGCACGAGUAGAUCUGGUUGACCAAGAUGGACAUUCACUUCUACACUGGGCAGCACUGGGGGGAAAUGCUGAUGUCUGCCAGAUACUGAUAGAAAAUAAGAUCAACCCAAAUGUGCAGGAUUAUGCAGGAAGAACACCACUUCAGUGUGCUGCAUACGGAGGAUACAUCAACUGUAUGGCUGUGCUCAUGGAGAACAAUGCAGACCCCAACAUCCAAGACAAAGAGGGACGAACAGCUUUGCACUGGUCCUGUAAUAAUGGCUACCUUGAUGCCAUCAAACUACUGCUAGACUUUGCUGCUUUCCCUAAUCAGAUGGAGAACAAUGAGGAGAGUGCUGAAACACCCAGGGAGCACUGCAGAGGCCCCUCUGCCUGUGUGCAUUCCAGAUCCUGUGAAGGUGACAGCUACAGGCACCAGGGAACAUCCUCUGUGGAGAAGUGCAGAGGCGAGACCAAUGGCAAACACCCGAAGUGUGAGGAGGGACCAAGCAGAGCCAGGCUACCCUUGUCCACUGGGUCAGCCUGUCCUGCUGAGAAAGGAGAGGACUCCAGCCCUGCAGCUGCAAGUGCUUCUUCCCAGCAGGACCGCCCCAGGAAGCCCAGCAAGAGACAGGACAGGGCACCCAGGCCCAGAUGUGCUUCCCAGAAAAGACGCACCCAUCAGCUCAGAGACAGGUGCUCCCCAGCUGGGUCUAGCCGACCUGGCAGUGCCAAGGGGGACGUUACCUGUGCUGAUCAGAGUUCUCUCCACCAUCACACACCAAGAAACAAGUUGACCCAGGACAAGCUUAUAGGAGGGGUCUCCUCAGAUUUGCCACUCAGCACAGAAGAGUCGAGGUCAGGACGCAAGAAGCUUUAUGAGGCCAUCUGUACAUCUCCAGAGAACGACAUGGCUUGUGGCCCCCCGCCUGGACAGAGUGUGAACAUUCACCUUCUUCCUGUAGAGCAGCGCCUGCUGAUAAUCCAGAGGGAACGAAGCAGGAAAGAGCUGUUUCGAAGAAAAAACAAGGCAGCGGCAGUCAUCCAGCGAGCUUGGCGAAGCUACCAGCUCAGGAAGCACCUGUCUCGGCUUCUGCAUUUGAAGCAGCUUGGAGCCAAAGAUGUGCUCAGAUGUACCCAAGUGUGCAUAGCCCUGCUCCUCCAGGUUUGGAGGAAAGAACUGGAACUCAAGUUCCCAAAGUCCAUCUCAGUAAGCAGAACAUCGAAGAGCCCAUCCAAAGGCAUGUCGGCCACAAAGUCUGCCAGGCACUCAGUGCUCAGGCAGAUCUACGGUUGUUCUCAAGAAGGGAAAGUACAUCAUCCCAUCAAAUCUUUAAAAGUCCCUCCUGUGCUUCAUCUCAAUUCAGUGAGCAGUUUGCAGUCUAUACAUCUUGACAACAGUGGAAGAUCAAAGAAGUUUUCUUACAACCUGCAACCAGCCAGUCAACCAAAAAACAAGCCAAAGCUUUGACUCUGGAGGAAGAUCAGAACCAGUGUGGAAUUCUGCUCUCUGUAAACUCUUACUCAUGAGAAAGCUUUACUAUCUGUACCUAAAGCCUUAUUACCCACCAUAUGUGGUCAAAGACAAUGUUCAAAUGGUUUCUCCUGGGAACUGCUACUCAGCGUUACCUUUUUAUUCCUCUCAGCAUGCCCUAAAAGGACCAGAGCACAAAGCUCGGAUGGAUUGCCUAGCUGUGUGCUUCACCUCAGCCAACAUGGCUGGAGAUGAGAACUCCCAUACUCAGUGCAAGUAACAACACCUGCACUAAAGGAGCUGCUGGGCUGGGAUUUCUAACAGCUAACUGGCACAGGCCUAGGUUUUUCACGAUAGAGAACCUGCUUAAAUGAGAUAGAAAACCUGGGCUGCAGCAGCCACCCUCAACUCUUUUUACUUCCCUGGAACAUACUGUGAUGACAAACAUCUCAAGAGACAUUUUAAAUUUUAGAUCACAAUCAUGGCUUAGUAUAUGCAUUUAGAAACUACCCAUUGUACUAAAGUGGAACUAAGACGUACACUCUGUGGCUUCCUUAGUUUUCAGUUUCCAAAUUGGCCCAGAAAAGACUAAAGCUGAAUGGCACCAAUGAUACCACAGUACCAAGUCAGCAGGACAGGGUUUAUUUACAGCAGAAUUCGCCAACCAACUCAGGCUUCUUCUCUUCCCCUUUGCAUCUUCUGAACAACUUGCAGAAAUAUGUAGUAUUCCCCAAAUGCAAUUUCUCUUGUGAAAGGAACCCACAUUCUAGCUAAGAAUACUUGGCUUAAAUAAAGUCUAGUGAUUAUGGGCUUUUACAGAGGCAAAGAUGACAUCAGGUCAUUCCUGUGAUAACACUAAAGGACGGGAAGCAGGUGUUUAUUUAAUUACCUAGACUUUUGGUUUAGUAAAUUAUAUUCAAAAUUAUGAAGACAGGUUUAUGUAGAUGGGAUCACAAAGUUUCACUGGUAAGCAAAUGAAGGCACCAUAGCUCACUCUAUGCGUUGUAAACAUUUAGCUCUUAUGAAAGUCAAAAUGUUCUAUUGCCUGUCCUUGUAUCGUGUGUUAGUCCAGGCAAACACUGUGAGACCACUAAGAACUCUUACACCUUAUUUUCCCACUUCUGUAUGAAGGAAGCUCAUGAACAACUAACUGCUUUAAAACUUGAGGUUUAAUGGCAAACAUCUGUUACAUCAGUCUUUCUUCAAAAUAAAAUGAAUGUGCAUGAACAAUUAAUUUCAAACAGGAGGUACCAUGGUGCUUCUUUAAUACAAUGCAUUCAAUAUACUAGGCCCUUGGGGAUGGCCACUGAUGUACACGCUGAAGCAGUAAUGUAAGUCUGUAAGCCACUGCUCCUGAACAUUGCCACUCUUCAGAGUCUGCAGAGAAAAACAAAAGGCACUUUAGUUUGAGAACCUGACAUUUUUCAUGGCCUCCAGAAAAGUAUCUUUCCCUAACCACCAGCUGGAGUACACACACGGGCUGGACGUAGGCCUCCCUGAACAUAUGUAGCAGAUGUGCAGCUUGGUCUUCAUGUGGGUCCUGAAGAAUUGGAACAGGGGCUGUCUCAAAAACUGUUGCCUAUUCGUAAGAUAUGUUCUAGCUGGACUGCCUUGUUUGGCCUCAGCAGGAGUGGACGAGUCUAGCCUCGAAGAAGCUUGAAGUGCCAGGGUAGGAGGAUACCCAAGGGGCCCUCAGAGAAGGUGAAGGGGGAGAAAUUGUGGCAGGGCAUGACAGAGAGAUGGGGCAGUAAGCAGAAAGUAAAAAGUGACUAAGUAAAGAAAUAAAAAUUAAAAAAAAAAUCCUCUUCUUCUAUAAACUAGAAGAAAUCUUAAAAUACAAAACAAACCAACCAACUGUUGGGAGUUACUAUAGCCAUCUAAGAAAUUUUGAAAUUAUGAAAUGGGCCCUAAAGGCUUAGGUAUUUGAAUAAUUAGUCCCCAGUGAGUGUUAAUGUUUUGGAAGGUUCUUUGGACACAGCCUACUUCUGGCCUAGGCUCUCUACUUCCUGACCUACUGAGAUGUAAAUCCACCCAGCAAAUACCCACUGCCACAGAUGUAUCCCAGCCACAGUGCUUACUCCAUGAUAACAGAGUGCCCUCUCAAACUGUCAAAUACAGUAAGUCCUUCUUUUAAGUUGGAUCUGUUAUUUGGUUAAUGUGACAAGAGAAACAGUAUGUGGCCUUAAGUUCUUUGCAGAACUGCUCCCUCCUGGACAUGCUGGAGACUAAUAAAAAUAAUUAUGGACAACCACCA